Rotaria sp. Silwood1 is the source of this 1582-nucleotide messenger RNA. The record is from the annotation of a GenBank genome assembly. NCBI's taxonomy places the organism in Eukaryota, Metazoa, Rotifera, Eurotatoria, Philodinida, Philodinidae.
CGCAUGAUCAGGCAUUUUCUUCUUGAUGAAAUAUCUACAUAUAUUUGUCGUAUUUUGUGUUCUUUCAGUUCAUUUUGCAGAUAAACAAUCUAAUGUAAGUACAAAACUAAACAGUAGAAAAAAAAGUAUCAUACUAAUCUCUUUACAUCAUGAAAAAUUAGUGAAACUGAAAUGAAAGAAUUUCACGUACAAAAAUACAAAUGAAUAGAGAAUUUGAGUUGAGAAGAAAAGACAUUGAGAACAUGACAAACUCCAAGAUUUGAGUAACUACAAGUUUUUUUUCGAGUAGGUUAUGAAUAUGAUUGUAGAAAGUGAAUAUACUAAUGUGACCAAGAAUCAAAGCCAUCCUAAGAUUCUCUUUUUGAAAUGAAAAUAUCAGAUAAAUACAUAAUGUGCUCUCUCUCUCUAUCUACCGUUACUUGAUUUCUUAAAAUGAAUGUUAUUAAUAGAAAUUACUAAUUCUCAGUAUUAGUAUACACAGUAUUUUCUUACUGAAUGAUGUGUCAAUCAAAUGAUUUAUAGCCUUUAUUUUUAUUCUUUUAUCAUUGACUCUAAAUUGCACUUAAAUUCAAGGUAUAUAUACGUCAAUAAAAUCCCAAAUCUCGAGAGUAAAUCAAGAGAUUUCUUAAUUCUGAAUAUAAGUGAUGGUAUGAUGACUAUUUAGAAAAUUGAUUAUAAAAAAUCAAAAGAUGUAUUUGAUUCACGAGAUAUUACUGAAACACAAGUAUUAGUUAUUGGUGCAGGUAUAUCAGGUUUAGAAGCAGCUCGUUUAUUGAAACAGAAUGGAGUGCAAACACUUGUAAUUGAAGCACGAAAUCGUACUGGUGGUCGAAUCUGGACAAUUCAAUCAAAAAAUGGUGACAUAAUUGAUUUAGGUGCAAAUUCAAUUCACGGCAUUGACGGAUCUAUACCACAUGGUUUUCUAUCGAAUCCUUUAUGGGAUCUAGUCCAACAAGCUAAAAUUCCUACUCGUACAGUAUCACUUCGUGAUAUGAAAAUUUUCAAUAUGAUAAAUCCGAAUAUAGCAGAAAAUCUUAAAAUAUGGUUUGAUGAAUAUAUGAAUUAUGUUGAAGAAGCAACUAAAACAUCGUCAAGAAAUCAAUCACUUCAACAAUAUGCCGAAAUAUUUUUUACCAUGAAAAAUUUUACUAACGAACUGCAAGAUGCAUUUUAUUCUUAUGUACGUAGAGUUAUCGAAGUUAAUGAAGGUACCGAAAUCAGUACGAUUAAUGCAAAGGAUUUCGUUGAAAUAGCCGGUAGUUUUUAUGGUUUAGACAAGGUAUGUCAUGAUACUGGUUAUCAUUCAAUAAUUGACAAUAUAGUCAAAGAUUUUCGAGAUGAUGAUAUACGUUUUGGACAAAUUGUAAAUAAAAUAAAUUACGAUAAUGAUUUAGUUGAAGUACAAACUGUUAAUGGACAUGCCUAUCGUUCUCAAUAUGUUCUCAUAACAGUACCUUUGGGUGUAUUAAAAGGUCGACAAAUAAUGUUCAAUCCAACAUUACCACAAUGGAAAUUGAAUUCUAUCGAUCGAAUUGGAAAUGGACUUUUGAAUAAAGUUGUUCUAGUAUGGAACAAAGCUUGA